Molecule: messenger RNA, 3620 nt
Organism: Hevea brasiliensis (rubber tree)
Lineage: Eukaryota; Viridiplantae; Streptophyta; Magnoliopsida; Malpighiales; Euphorbiaceae
Product: ubiquitin carboxyl-terminal hydrolase 9
Exons: 14
Coding region: 87-3074 (995 amino acids)
Biological process (GO): protein deubiquitination
Molecular function (GO): cysteine-type deubiquitinase activity
Source: RefSeq, a predicted model, not a curated record
CUGCGCCUUCAAUCUCUUUUAAAUUUUUUUAAACAUCUGGCCUGGGUAUAGCUAAAAAACAAAAAAUUCAGCAAAAUAAACAUUGCAUGGGCAGGAGCAGGAGGAUAUUAAAGUUGGAAAGGAAUAGAUGGCGGAGAAAGGAUACAUGGUACAAUGCUGUAGUGGUUAUGGUUUGGGGUUUAUUUUCUGCUGCUGGAUCCUAUAAAACGGUUCGUGCCGACUCCAAGUUAAAGGAAGACAACGAGAGUUUGAGUUCUGCCAUGACGAUCGCUGAUUCCGGGUGUUUGAUGGAGAAUGGAGGGAGUUGCUUGCCGUGCACGCCCGAGGAAGAGAAACAGAUUGUCAAGGACUUGAUGGAUGAAGCUGAGCUUAAUUUGAAAGAAGGCAACUCGUACUAUGUGAUUUCCGCCAGGUGGUUCACAACUUGGGAGAGGUAUGUUGGCCAGGGCAGUGAUGAUCACGUAGUUGAUAUGCAGUCUUCUGAUUCUCAAGAUUUUGCUGUUGUUUCUACAAGAAUAACUGAUAGACCUGGUCCAAUAAGUAACUCUGAUAUAGUUGAAAAUGGAGGUGAUGGUGAGGAUGAUGAUCUAGAGCUUUCUAGAACAUUGUUGGAAGGGAGAGACUAUGUUUUAGUUCCUCAAAAAGUUUGGGAAAAGCUUGUUCAGUGGUAUAGGGGAGGACCAGCAUUGCCAAGAAGGAUGAUUUCGCAGGGUGUUUUUAACAAAAAGCAGUUCAAUGUGGAGGUUUAUCCACUUUGUCUUAAGUUAAUUGAUUCCAGAGAUGACAUUGAAUUCACUAUAAGGUUAAGCAAAAAGGCUUCUCUUCAUGAGCUUUAUGAGAGGGUGUGUGCUCUUAGAGGAACAGAGAGAGAAAAGAUCAUUAUAUGGGACUACUUUAAUAAGCACAAGCAAUCACUGCUGGUUGAUUCAAAUCGUACCCUGGAGGAAUCAAACUUGCAGAUGGACCAAGAGAUGCUUCUGGAGCUGCAAGUUCAUGAUUCUUAUCCUUCCCAAUCUUCCAAGGAUUCAACAGGAAAUGAGUUGGCUUUGGUAGCCUUGGAACCUUCAAGGACUUCCCUGUCAAUUGCAGGUGGACCAACAUUGUCAAAUGGUCAUUCCAGUACUUAUAGCUUGAACUUAAGGCCAGGAAGUGCUUUAAAUUCAGGAUUCACAGAUAUUGAUGAUGCAUUUGGUGCUUAUAGUGCUGUCAGAAGAGGUGAGAGGGGAGGUUUGGCAGGAUUGCAGAAUAUGGGAAAUACUUGCUUUAUGAACAGUGCUCUUCAAUGCUUGGUCCACACUCCACCACUUGUUGAGUAUUUUUUGCAAGAUUACUCUGAUGAGAUCAACGCAGAAAAUCCUUUAGGAAUGCAUGGUGAACUUGCACUCGCUUUUGGUGAGUUGUUGAGGAAACUUUGGUCCUCAGGACGAAAUGCAAUUGCACCACGUGCAUUUAAGGGAAAACUAGCACUAUUUGCUCCACAAUUCAGUGGUUAUAAUCAGCAUGAUUCUCAAGAACUUCUUGCAUUUUUACUGGAUGGGCUGCAUGAAGAUUUGAAUCGUGUCAAGCAGAAACCUUACAUUGAAAUGAAGGAUUGGGGUGGUCGUCCAGAUGAGGAGGUUGCAGAUGAGUGUUGGAGAAAUCACAAAGCUCGGAAUGAUUCCAUAAUUGUGGAUGUUUGCCAAGGUCAAUACAAGUCAACGUUGGUUUGCCCAGUUUGCAGCAAAAUUUCAAUUACUUAUGAUCCCUUUAUGUAUUUGUCACUGCCGCUACCUUCAACUGUCACUCGUUCAAUGACAGUAACAGUGUUUUAUGGUGAUGGAAGUGGUCUUCCAAUGCCAUACACUGUGACAGUACUGAAAAACGGUAAUUGUAGAGAUCUUAUUCAGGCACUGAGUACAGCAUGCUGUUUGAGAAGUGAUGAAAGUUUUCUGCUGGCAGAAGUCUAUGAUCAUAGGAUUUAUCAUUUAUUUGAAAAUCCUUUGGAAUCAUUGACUUCUAUAAAGGAUGAAGAAUAUAUUGUGGCCUACCAGCUUUCUCAAAAGGGAACAGGAAAAAAGAAGCUGGAAAUUGUUCAUCAGGAAAAGACUGCAACAGACUUUCUGAAGGGUAGUGGAUGGAAGGAUUUUGGAGCACCUCUGCUUGCUCAAUUGGAAGAUGACUCACCAAGUGGAGCUGAUAUUGAGUUGGUUGCUUCUAGACUUCUCUCACCCUUGAGAAGAACAUGCUCAUCUAGUGUGGUUCAUAGUGGCAAGGAAAAUGGUUUUCUUUCAGAAGCUAAUGGCGAACCAUCAAAUAGUUGCAAUGGUCCAUCUGAAUCAGGGGUCCAGUCAAUGGACAACUGCAACACAUCCACCCAGGACUUGUCAUUCCAUCUCUUUUUAACUGAGGACCAGUAUUCAGGCCGCAAGCCUAUUUUUAAGGAUUCUGUCAUAAAAUCUGGAGCUAAUCGUAUAAAAAUUUUCCUAGAUUGGACUGAUAAGGAACUUAAAUUAUAUGAUCCCAGCUAUCUAAAAGAUCUUCCAGUGGUUUAUCAUAGAACUGGGUUUAAUGCGAAGAAAACCCGGCAGGAAGCUGUCUCUUUAUUUUCAUGCCUAGAGGCAUUCCUGACUGAAGAACCUCUAGGGCCUGAUGACAUGUGGUAUUGUCCUCGUUGUAAAGAACAUAGACAAGCCACCAAGAAGCUGGAUUUGUGGACCUUGCCUGAUAUUCUUGUUUUUCAUUUGAAACGAUUCUCAUACAGCAGAUACUUGAAGAACAAACUGGAUACUUUUGUGGAUUUCCUCAUUCACAAUCUUGAUUUGAGCAAAUUUGUAAAACGGAAGGAUGGGCGAUCAUAUAUAUAUGAACUAUAUGCUGUCAGCAACCAUUACGGUGGUCUUGGUGGUGGGCACUACACUGCUUUUGCAAAGUUGAUUGAUGAUAAUAGAUGGUACAAUUUUGAUGAUAGCUGUGUUUCUCCUGUUAAUGAGUCCGAUAUCAGGACUUCAGCUGCUUAUGUGUUGUUCUACCGAAGAGUUCAAACUGAAAUGAAGGUGGGACUAGGAGGGACAUCGCAGGGUCAUGCAGGUUCUUGAAGGCCAUGAAUGUUUGCAUCCUACAAUUCUGCGUCUAGGGACUUCAGACCUUUGUUAACCGAAGACUACUAAGCUGACGGUUCUAGCCUUGUCAGCCAACUUUUUCUGAAGAUCUCAAGCCUUGGCAAAGAUAGCGAUGAAUCUGUAAAUGCAUAAAGUUGCUGCAGGUGGAAUGAAGGAUUAGCUAAUAUUUUAUUAAUUCUUUUCUGAGAAUAUCUGGCUUAAUGUUAGGAGCUUAUAGAUCCCUGCUUAAUUACGCCGGGUUUAACCGUCUUCUUGUUACCUUAUUUGCAUAAUCAUUGGAUGAUAAGGUUUAAAUUUAACAUACUUACGAUUUCUGUAAACUCCGUUUAGGAUAAUUUGUCGGAAGAGUUGUGCAAUUUACUUGGAGGGAUUUAGAUGGUUUUAGACAAAGGACAGGCAUUUAUCUAACAAUCCUCAACUGUAUCAAUAUAUUUGUUUUUUGUACUUGUUACAUGAGGAGAAGCGGAAAGCUUUCCGGAUGCUAAAGAUAAUUUGAAUAUAGUUUUUCUUAUUGGUACUGCA